CUCCUCCUCCUCGGCGGCGGCUCCCGGGCUGCGCGCAGGGGCCGCUUCAUUCAUUUCUUCUCCUUUUUAUUUACAAUACGCCCCGCCGUGCUGACCCGGAGCCCGCGGCGGUGCGGGGGCUGUUUCUCGUAGCGUCGGGCCGGUGGCUUUCCCGGGCGGAGUGCUGGCGUGGGGGGGAGCCGGGAGCGCAGGAGGGCACCGCCGCCCCGGGGACCCCCGGCCGGGCCCUGCCAGGUUUUUAAGGUGGGGUACGCUUACUCCUGUUAGCUCUCUUCUGUGAGAAAGCAUGGCUCCGCUAAAGGUGCAUGGACCUGUGAGGAUGCGCAGCAUGCAGACUGGGAUUACAAAAUGGAAAGAAGGGAGCUUUGAAAUUGUGGAGAAGGACAACAAAGUGAGUCUAGUGGUUCACUACAAUGUUGGAGGAAUUCCAAAGACAUUUCAGCUAAGCCAUAACAUUAAAACUGUGACCUUACGACCAAAUGGUAGAAAACUGUGCUGCCUGAUGCUAACACUAAAGGAUACCAGCUUCCUGACAAUUGAUAAGGUACCAUUUAAAGAUGCAAAUGAAAUGCGGAUGUAUUUGGAUGCAGUCCAUCAAGACAGGGUUCAUACUGCUGGGAAACCCUCUCAGGGAUCUGGCAGCUUUGGAGGUGUGCUGGGCAGCAGGACCACACAGAAGGAAGCUAAUAGGCAAUUCUCUUAUAUAGAGAACCAGACUCCUCCCAAAAGAGUGACUGUGGAAAGUAAGGAGGAAAAUCCAUUUCGCAAGGUGCUGGGUACCCCAGCAAGAGCGUCUGUUAAGAAUUCCGCUGGAACUGGAACACCUACCAACAGGGUGAACAUUUCAGCAUCUCCUGCGUCAUCAGUCCCUCACAGAACGGGCUUGUUGGAGAAUCGUGAAAAGAGGAAAAGAACACAACCUCCUGGUUCAGAAAUGAGUGAAGAUUAUCCCAAAGAGAAUGAUUCUUCAACGAAUAAUAAAGCCUUGAGUGAUCCAGCAUGGAAGUACUUGAACAGUAGCAGAGAGAAACAGUUGAAUCUGAAGCAGGCAGAGGAAAAUAGGACAUCAGGUAUUUUACCACUGCAGUCAUCAUCCUUUUAUGGUAGUCGGUCCUCAUCAAAAGAGUACUCCACUGGCAGUUCCACCCUGGACAGGUCUAGUGUAUCCAGCCAGACUCCUUCAGCCAAAAGAAGCCUGGGAUUUCUUUCUCAGCCUGCCCCUCUUUCUGUUAAAAAAAUGAGAUCUAAUCAAGAUUAUACAGGGUGGAACAAACCCCGAGUGCCCCUUUCCACCCAUCCUCAACAACAAUUACAAGGAUUUUCAAACUUGGGAAACACCUGCUAUAUGAAUGCCAUUCUACAGUCCUUGUUUUCAAUUCAGUCUUUUGCUAAUGAUUUGCUCAAGCAGGGUAUCCCAUGGAAAAAAAUUCCACUCAAUGCACUUAUCAGACGUUUUGCCCAUCUGCUUGCUAAAAAGGAUGUCUGCAGCCCUGAGGUUAAGAAAGAGCUGCUCAAGAAGGUGAAAAGUGCCAUUUCAGCUACUGCAGAGAGAUUUUCUGGGUACAUGCAGAACGAUGCACAUGAGUUCUUGAGCCAGUGUCUGGAUCAGCUGAAGGAAGACAUGGAAAAGUUAAACAAAACUUGGAAAAGUGAGCCAGUCCCUAAUGAAGAUAACUCACCUGGACGGGCUUCUGAUGACCUCUCAGCCACCAAAGUUUAUACGUGUCCAGUUAUCAGUAACUUAGAGUUUGAGGUUCAGCAUUCUAUCAUUUGCAAAAUGUGUGGUGAAACAGUCACUAAACGAGAACAGUUUAAUGACCUCUCCAUUGACCUUCCGCGAAGAAAGAAAUUGCUUCCUUCCCGAUCGAUCCAGGAUUCCCUUGACCUCUUUUUUCGGGCAGAGGAGAUCGAGUAUUCCUGUGAGAAGUGCAAUGGAAAGUCUGCUGUUGUCACACACAAGUUCAACAGGCUUCCCAGGGUCCUGAUUCUUCAUCUGAAACGAUACAGCUUCAAUGUAGCAUUGUCUCUCAAUCAUAAAGUCGGGCAGCAGGUGGUUAUUCCAAGAUACUUAACCCUGCUUUCACACUGUACGGAAAGCACUAGGCUGCCACUGACGCUGGGAUGGAGUGUCCAUUCUGCAGUUUCCCGUCCAUUGAAAGCCUCCCAAAUGGUGAAUUCCUGUACUAUAAGCACUUCCACACCUUGUAGAAAAUACACUUUCAAGUCAAAGAGCUCUGCAGCACUCUAUGUAGAUUCUGACAGUGAUGAUGAGCCAUUGAAACGCUCUGUUGCCCAUAGCCAAAGGUUGUGUAACGUGCAGACUAGAGAUCAGCAACAACUGCAAGAAGAGCCGGAAAAGGGUUCAAAAAGAAGUAAAAUGGAGGGUGAUAAACCCGAGCUGGGAAAUGCUGGUUUUGAUGGGAUGAGCGAAGAUGAGCUGCUAGCAGCUGUCUUAGAGAUUAGCAAAAGGGAAGCUUCUCUGUCUCUGAGCCAUGAUGAAGAUAAGCCCACAAGCAGCCCAGACACUGGUUUUGGAGACGACGAAAUUCAGGAAUUGCCAGAAAACCUGGAAUCUAUGGAGAUGGAGAAAUCCAAAGCAGCGUUAGACUCAGGUCCUGCCAAUUUCACUGAGAUAACUAAAGAUUUUGAUGAGAAUAAGGAAAACAAAACUCCGGAAGGCUCCCAGGGGGAGGUUGACUGGCUGCAGCAGUACGAUAUGGAGAGAGAGAGGGAAGAACAAGAACUUCAGCAGGCACUGGCUCAAAGCCUUCAAGAGCAAGAGGCACGAGAACAAAAAGAGGAUGAUGACCUUAAACGAGCUACGGAAUUAAGUCUACAAGAGUUCAACAGCUCUCUCCUGGACAGCGUUGGUUCUGAUGAAGACUCUGGGAAUGAGGAUGUUCUUGACAUGGAGUAUUCAGAAGCUGAAGCAGAAGAGCUGAAGAGAAAUGCUGAGACAGGAGAGCUUCCCCACUCCUAUCGUCUCAUCAGCAUUGUCAGCCAUAUCGGAAGCACAUCAUCUUCAGGUCAUUACAUCAGUGACGUCUAUGAUAUCAAGAAGCAGUCCUGGUUCACCUACAAUGACCUGGAAGUGUCUAGAACUCUAGAGGCCACCGUUCAGUGUGACAGAGACCGAAGCGGCUACAUCUUCUUCUACAUGCACAAGGAUAUCUUCGAUGAGUUACUAGAAACAGAAAAAAAUGCACAGCCACUUAGCAUGGAAGUAGGAAGAUCGGUUCGUCAGCCUCUGUGAAGAGUAAAACACCUUGUUCCUCAGGAGGAACAAGGAAGAUUCUGAACUUGUGCCAGACACACAGGAGUAACAAACAGCUCAGGGCCAAAACAAGAGACAAAAGGUAGAAAUACGGGACGCUUGGUUUGUUGAACCAUCUGUGCAAGUCCUGGGCCUGAACCACGCGUUUAAACCUUGACAUCCCAGAGCGAUCCUCCUGUGGUGAAGUUUUUAUUGUUCCUCAAAUAAUUUUGUCAGCAUGGAGCCUUAAAGAGUUGCAUCAAGCCACAAGACUACAGCUGCUCAUAAACUGAUAUAAAAAAAAAAAAGUGCAAAAAGAGACUCAACUUUAAAAGCCCACUCACCUAUGAGACAUGAGUGGCGAAGAUUUACAUAUCACUUGGCUUUUUUUUUUUUUUUUUUUUUUUUUUUUUUUUUUUUUUUUUUUUCUCCAAGAGCAAUUUAAGCAAUAGAUUCUGUAACCUGGCGUGUGUUGUGUUAGUAAUAUUCACUGGAAACCCAGAUCACUGAGUACGCUCUUGCCAGUCAUCUCGCUAACAGGCGUUUUGGAGUCACUCAAGCUGACGCAUUUUGACAUUCAUGGGUUUGUAAGCACUCUGCUAUUUACAUACAGUUCCAGGAAACAAACUGUUGGUGCUGUGGAAUGUAUUGCAUACCUGGUGGCAGCUCUGUCAUUUUUUUACACCAUUCACUGUCAUCCUCCUUUAGACCUGAGAUUAUAUACGUGAUUUCUUUCAUUUUACAAGUUCUAUUAUUUGAUUGCAUUUUCUUCAUAAGGCUGUUGCCGAAGUACCAUUUGGAGAGGAGCGGUCUCUCUUUGGGUGUGCAGUAUUUUGCACUGAAGUUAUAUUGCUUAGGGCUGCUUUGAUGUAACUCUGGAGGCAGGUGAACACCUGGAGCAGACUGAGAACAGUAGCAGGAGGUGAGCAACAGCCACUUCGCAUCUUCUGUGAGGAAAAGAGUGUUCUAGCGUUACCCUUUCUGCGCAGGCCUGGGUCAUUGUGAAUCAGAAACGGUGGGAAAAGGCAGGGUCUGCAGGGUAGCGCUUGGCAGUUGAAUUGCUCUUUGAUGGAACCAUGGUCUUGCUUUGGUCUUCUCGUAUCCCAGGGUAAGAGGGUUUUUACUGCAGCUAUGCCUCUGUUCUCCUUUCUGAGGAGUGCAGAGUGCUCAAACUGUGAAACUUAAACCAGGUGGAAAGCUUUCAGAAAGCCCAUGUUCAGCAUUAACAGAAUACGGUUAGGAAGAAGUGUUGCAUUUUAUUGGAUUUAGAGACAUGAUGCUCCUUUUAUAGCUUGUUUCAGCAGGGGGGGAUAAGCCUAGUGACUUCACUUUUUCAGCACCUUCGCACUUACUUAGCAAGGGCAGAUGUUUCCUUUUGCUGGCAUUUACUCAUUUCAGAGAAAUUGUUGCUGUUAAGCAGAGUAGUUGCUCUUGUUUUGGCCUCUAGUUAUGAUUUUUGCAGCUUGAGUUUUAGAGGUGAAAGACUUCUUUAAAAACAAAAACAAAACAAAAAAACACAACCAAAAAAACCCACCUUCUUUUGCUGUCGAGAUAGUUUCUGGGUUUUUUUAAACUAUUGCUAGGAGUUUCUCAGGAAUAAAUCAGCUGAAGCAAAGCAGACAAAACCACCGAUUUAGGAGACAGCAGGCACCUCUUUCAUGGGCACUUCCACACUAGAGUUUAUCCUAGCAGGGGGAUGAUACCUCAGUGGCUUCUUCUCACCUCUGUGCACAUCAGUGAGCCACAGUCAUCGGUAGUCCUCCCCAAGCUGAGUACUUUGGGGACCCCAGCGUGGUGAAAAGACUGACUGACCUUCCAGUCCACGUGUCGGAUGAGCCCAGUGGACCUGGUCAGGGUGACAUCUUUCUGGUUUCCGGGCUAGGAGCGAACAUUUGGUUGUAAACAUGAUAGAGCAUUUAUCUUGUAAGAUGCAGCCCAUGUGGGUGUAUAUGUUAAUUUAUUACAAAGCAUUAUACUUUUCUAUUGUCGAUACUAAUUUUGGUAGAAUUCUGGGUAGCGGGAAGAGGCGGUGACAUGGGAGUUGUCCUUUGAACUGAUCGCCCCUGCGAAUGUGAUGAAGGGACUGCUCCGACCACAGGGCAAAUUUGUAUUCCCCAAGCGCAUCCUAUGCUAGUGCUGUAAAUAACCGGUAUUCCUGUAGUAUCAGAAGUCAGCUCUGCUUUUCUGGGUGGCAAGGUUGUUUUUGCAAGGCACUGCACUCCAGUUAAUUUAUAAUAAAAGCAAACAUUGCCUGACUUUUCAGUGCAGUAACUUUUGUUUAAAACCAGUUUUUGUUUGGAUCAAGGUGCGGAAGCUGAUGCUUGAAACCAGCGUUCCUUGUUUUAUGAAAAGUUCUUGCUUAUUAUUCUAGCCAUUAAGAAUGUGCAGACAUCUAUUAAUUAAUUUAAGCUUUUUUGUUUGGCAUGCAGCAGCUCAGUUGCACCUUCACACUGCCAGGAGUGUCUGCAGAGCCCCUUCCUUGCAGAAGCCAGCUUUCUCCCUGUCCAAGAGCAGCGGGGGGGAAGACAGUGUGUAAUCCCCGAGGGGCACGCUGCCCACCAGCUGUAACGUUCCCGAUGCUCACACUGUCCAGCAGCAAGUUCAGUAAGGUCAUCCCUUCCAGGUGGGGAUACCCAUCCUGGGGGGAUAGGUAGGUGGAGAAGUUCAGCUGCGGUCCCUGAACACAUGCAGGCUCUUCCUCAGAUGUACAGAGUCGCAGUUAAACAUUUACCCGCUCCUGAAUCAACCUAGUUUAGUCCAAGUGUGAUUCAGCAUAUAAACGCAAGGAACUCCCAUCUUGCCGUUUCUCUCGCCCCUUCGUUGUUUGACUGCGAUAAUUUGGUCUUGAUUUACUCCCCUACUCUGAGAGGUGCAAAACUGCUCGUGUCAAUGAACUGGAGCUUGUGUGCACAGGUCCCUGGGGAGCCCUGGCCAGCGGGGCUGAACAAAGAGCCUUUGCAAAGCAAGGACUGGUUUCCCCACUGGAGCGGCAGGCUGAGACCAAUGCGAGGAGCUGAGCAAGAGGAGGAGCGGGGGCUCUCUGACGCCUGGGGCCGUUGCAUUGCCUUCCACCUCCUGCUCGCUGCAGCGUGGAUAACCAUCACCCGUGCAUCUUCGUUCUCGUCCUGAGGAAGGGCUGAUGGCCAGCCCAGCGCUUCCUGCUGCGGUUCACCCUGGCACGGGGGCAUGUGGGGAUCACCGUGCUUAGUGGGGUUGGGGGCUGGGAAUAACUCAUCUGCUUUGUUUUCCUUUUAAUUGAGCUAAUUAUCCCUGUAAUUUCCCGCCAAAGAGAGAGAAAGGGGUGUGGGACCCGUGGCAGGUGCUGUCCAUGUAGCUCUGCUGCUGGACUCCAGCCUUGCCUGCCGUGGGGUGGCUGCUGCAGGUUUCUGCCUGCACCCCAGCUUUCUGGUUCUUUACACUGUUGAUGUGGAGCAGCACUUUUCUCUGUGUUUUAGCAGAUCUGUUCCUCUCUAUUCUUUACAGUUUUUGCUCUUGGGUUCCCCCCCACUCCUUUUUAAAUGAUGUGUAGAUAGAUUUUUGUGAAAUUAAAACCUCUUUCUUAAUCCUC
Messenger RNA from Aquila chrysaetos chrysaetos, 6821 nucleotides. RefSeq names its product ubiquitin specific peptidase 37 (gene USP37). Gene Ontology annotation, cellular component: extrinsic component of plasma membrane; dendritic spine; midbody. Bases 287 to 3253 code for a protein of 988 amino acids. The record is from RefSeq and is a predicted model, not a curated record. The transcript has 24 exons. NCBI's taxonomy places the organism in Eukaryota, Metazoa, Chordata, Aves, Accipitriformes, Accipitridae. Gene Ontology annotation, biological process: protein K48-linked deubiquitination; endosome organization; Ras protein signal transduction. Gene Ontology annotation, molecular function: cysteine-type deubiquitinase activity.